AUGUGCACCCACCUAUGGCGCAGAUAUUAUUGCCCCAGGGCAGUCAAAUGUACGCAGAUCUCUGGCCAAAGACAGCAGCACCCUUUCCCAGACGAAAAGAUCGAGGACCAUCAUCUCAUUCGAGAAAAUGACAAUGUCUACAGAGAGAACGACCAAUAUAGCUUUCAAGAAGUGCCGCACGGAAAGCUUAUCCACUGGGUCUAUAACGUGAUUCGUUGCGCUCAUCUGCACGCAGCGGACUGCGUCAAGGGGGGCUGUCUAGGAAGCAUUGUUCAAAUUUUCAAAGGAGCAUGCUACUUCUGUACCGGCAACGUCGAUGCAUACUUUGAAUCCCCUGACGAAGUCCUUAACACAAUUCCCAGUAAAAUUGACCUCCCGGGGCCAGGGAUAGACUUGAGCGCCGACAGGAUUCAUGUGUUCGAAACGUAUCGGGAGAAGUACCUCCUACAGCUACUCAAACUGUGCUUGGCGGUGCUAUCGAGACCUUAUCCCGUGGAAGCCGAAUCCAGGGACUGGGAGAUGGAGAUGGAAGCCGCCUGGCCAGAGAUCUGGUGCAAGCUGUUCAGGGACCACAUCGGGAGCGGCGCAUUCUACUGCGAAUGCAAGCCGAUGCAGGAGGAGUGGCGGACCAACCCUGCGUUUGCCAUGAGACAUAACGAAGCAUCCUGUGUCCUCGAUAAUUUCGGUUUCAGAGUUGGCGAAGAGGGAACCGUCGAGGCCUUUGCCGAGGCGGAUACAGGGCAGCAUUGGGAUCCGGCUGAGGAAGUGUGGGUGCCAGCAUCGGAGCCAACCGAGAGGGCGAUGAGACUGGAGGGACUAUACGACGAUGACCGCGACUUCCCACAGCACCAGAUAUCGUUUGUGGCAUUGAGCAGAGAUACUUAUGACCGCCGCCUGUAUAAGCUCUUGAAGAGGGCGGAGCAAUGCCGCGACCAUGUGGCGGAGAGAGGCGCACAAACAUCUCAGACACACCCUCGGGGAGAGUAUUGGAACAGCCAUAACAUGCCUUGGCUGGGACUCGAAGAUUGGAGCCGGUCAGUGUGGCGGCGAUAUAACUUCUUGUCCUGGCUGUACAAGUUCCUCGCAUUGGACGCCGGCCUGGACGAGCAAGUCAUGAUGUACGUCGGCGGCGGCCUGCUCGCCGUCCUCAACCCGUGGCCUAACCCACAAAACAUCGACCACUCUUCGCACCCGCAGUACCUGACCUUGAACAAGGAGCUCGCUGCCGCCGAUAUCCUCCAGGAAUGCGUCUAUUGGGUCGAGCACCAUUGGCCGAUUAUAAGCCACAGCACCGCGACAACGGACAGCUUCCGCAACUCGCUCGACGUGAGUUUAGACCUGUUCAGCACCAUCGAUCGCAACACGCAAAUCGCACUUGAGGACAUCAGGUGCCGGAACAGAACGGCGGAAGCCAGAACGCUCGCGUUCGCCGUGCUGCCCUCCACGGCGAUCGAGGACGGUUCGGAGAAUUGCAACAUCUGCAUCUCACCCUGGGACGACUAUCCGAACCACGAGCCCGUGAUGCUCCCGUGCUGUUACCAUCCGGUUACUCAGAAGCCGUUCCAAAAUUUCCACUGA
Molecule: messenger RNA, 1578 nt
Organism: Colletotrichum orchidophilum
Lineage: Eukaryota; Fungi; Ascomycota; Sordariomycetes; Glomerellales; Glomerellaceae
Exons: 2
Coding region: 1-1578 (525 amino acids)
Source: RefSeq, a predicted model, not a curated record